Molecule: messenger RNA, 484 nt
Organism: Bactrocera tryoni
Lineage: Eukaryota; Metazoa; Arthropoda; Insecta; Diptera; Tephritidae
Exons: 3
Coding region: 86-484 (132 amino acids)
Source: RefSeq, a predicted model, not a curated record
AACAGUUCACAGCACAUCAAAGGCAUUGCCAUGCACUGACGAAGGUUUUUCAUUACGAACAAGUGAAAAUUAUCACAAAAUUUCAAUGUAUAUAAAUUCAUUAUCAGCAACUAAAUCGGUGUAUCAGGUGUCCAUUAUAAAAAACAUUAUUGGAUCAAUUGGAGUUACAAACGGAAUGAAAAAAAUUCUCAGCGAUAGCGUCAUGGUGCAGUUAAAUUAUGAUGGACUGCAAGACAAGGUGGCAUCCAAGAAGUUUGAGUGCCUUAAUAAUGCCAUAUAUGAAGCAAUGCAAGUGGAAGGUUUCUCUAAAGGCGAUUAUGAGCGGGAGCUCAAAAGAGCUUUCAAGAUGGGUAAAAACCGAUAUCACAAAGCGAUCGAUAUGGAUGCAGAGAUGACCACUGCACCUACGCCCACUGUAGGUUCGGCCGUCACUGUUCCGCCUCCCUUUCAGAGGAGUCCCGCUUCUGGCGCCAUCGUCAUAUAA